This is a messenger RNA of Odocoileus virginianus texanus, 1089 nucleotides long. Its product is annotated as vomeronasal type-2 receptor 116-like. Gene Ontology annotation, molecular function: G protein-coupled receptor activity. NCBI's taxonomy places the organism in Eukaryota, Metazoa, Chordata, Mammalia, Artiodactyla, Cervidae. The record is from RefSeq and is a predicted model, not a curated record. Gene Ontology annotation, cellular component: plasma membrane. Gene Ontology annotation, biological process: G protein-coupled receptor signaling pathway.
AUGAAGCCAUCUAAGAAGUUUGUGCAGGGUUCCUGGGGAGAAACUUCACUGAUACCUAAAUCUUUCUGUAGCCAGAGUUGCAUUUCAGGAUAUAGGAAAAUUCCACAAGAAGGAAGGCCUUUUUGUUGCUUUAUUUGUGCUUUUUGCCCAGAGAGACACAUUUCCAACCACACAGAUGCAGAGCAGUGUGUCCAGUGCCAGCUCGAGUAUCCAAACAGUGAGAGGAAUCGCUGCCUCCCAAAAGUUUUGACCUUCCUGGCCUUCAAGGAUUUCUUGGGGAUGUCACUGGCCUGUAUGGCUCUGUGCUUCGGUGUCAUCACAGCUGAGGAUUUGUGGAUCUUUGUGAAGCACCGAGACACCCCCAUAGUCAAGGCCAAUAACGGGGCUCUCAGGGAUGUCCUGCUCAUCUCCCUCCUCCUGUGCCUCUUCUGCUCCUUACUCUUCAUUGGCUGUCCCAGCACAGCCACCUGCCUCCUCCAACAAAUCACCUUUAGAGCUGUGUUCACUGUAGCUGUUGCUGCUGUUCUGGCCAAAACCUUGACUGUAAUUCUGGUAUUCAAGGCCAGGACACCGGGAAGAACCAUGGGGCGACUGCUGGUAACGGGAGCCUCUAACUAUGUCAUUCCCAUGUGCUCCCUGAUCCGAGUGACUAUCUGUGGAGUCUGGCUGGGAACCUCUCCUCCGUUCCUUGAGAUGGACACUCAUUCUGACCCCAAAGAGCUCACUGUCAUGUGCAACAAGGGUUCAGUCACUGCCUUCUACUGUGUCCUGGGAUACCCGGGCUCCUUAGCCCUGGGGACUUUCUCCUUGGCUUUUCUGGCCGGGAACCUGCCUGACACCUUCAAUGAAGCCAAGUUCCUGACUUUCAGCAUGCUGUUCUGCAGGAUCUGGGUCACCUUUCUCCCAGUCUACCACAGCACCAAGGGCAAGGUCAUGGUGGCUGUGGAGAUCUUCUCCAUCUUGGCCUCCAGUGCUGGGCUUCUAAGCUGUAUCUUUGUCCCAAAGUGCUAUAUUAUUCUUAGAAGACCUGAGAAGAACUCUUUGAAAGGUUUCAGGAAUGAAGUAGAUUUUAAGAUAAAUAGGCAUUGA